UCAUUUCCUCAGCUCGGCCUCCUCUGCACACCCUGCUCCUGCCUUCAACACGCAGGGCAGGAGGGCCCACUCAAGGAGAGCCGGGGACUGCGAACCCAGCCCCAAGAAAUGUGGCUCCUUUGUGUCUUGCUGUUAGCCUUGUUCUGCGGGGCGGGAGGCUCCAUCAACAUCCCCCAGAAGCUCUUUGGGGAGGUGACCUCACCCCUGUACCCCAAGCCGUACCCAAACAACUUUGAGGCAACCACGGUGAUCUCGGUGCCCGUGGGCCACCGGGUGAAGCUGGUCUUCUGGCAUUUUGACGUGGAGCCCUCCGAAGGCUGUUUCUAUGACUACGUCAAGAUCGCUGCUGACAAGAAGAGCCUGGGAAGGUUCUGCGGGCAGCAGGACUCCCCAUUGGGCAAUCCCCCGGGAAGGCGGGAGUUCGUGUCUCAAGGCAACAAGAUGCUGCUGACAUUCCAGACCGACUUCUCUAAUGAGGAGAAUGGCACCGUCAUGUUCUACAAGGGCUUCCUGGCCUACUACCACGCUGUGGACCUCGACGAAUGCGCUCCUCAGCCGGCCAACUCUGUGGACGAUGCUCCCCAACCCCGCUGCCAGCACCUGUGCCACAACUACAUUGGCGGCUACUUCUGCUCCUGCCACCCAGGCUACGCACUCCAGAAAGACAAGCAUUCCUGCCAGGCUGAGUGCAGCAGCAGGUUGUACACUGAGCCUUCAGGCUACAUCUCCAGUCUGGAGUAUCCCCAGCCCUACCCGCCAAACCUGCAAUGCAACUACAGCAUCCGGGUGGAACGCGGUCUCACCCUCCACCUCAAGUUCCUGGAGCCCUUCGAGAUUGACGACCACCAGCAAGUGCGCUGUCCCUAUGACCAGCUCCAGAUCUAUGCCAAUGGCAAGAUGCUGGGUGAGUUCUGCGGGACACAAAAGCCCCCCGACCUAGACACCAGCAGCAACGCUGCGGAUCUGCUAUUCUUCACGGACGAGUCGGGGGACAGCCGAGGCUGGAAGCUGCGCUACACCACCGAGAUCAUCAAGUGCCCCCAGCCCAAGGCGCUGGAUGAGUUCACCAUCAUCCAAGACCUGCAGUCUCAGUACCAGUUCCGUGACUACUUCAUUGUCAGCUGCAAGCAAGGCUACCAGCUGGUGGAGGGCACCAAAGCGCUGCUCUCCUUCACGGCUGUCUGUCAGGAUGACGGCACAUGGCAUCGCGCCAUGCCCAGGUGCAAGAUCAAAGACUGCGGGCAGCCCAAAGACCUGCCCAACGGGGACUUCCACUACACGACCGCCACGGGCGUCAACACCUACCAGGCCCAAAUCCAGUACCAGUGCCGGGAGCCAUAUUACAAGAUGUACACCAGGGCUGGCAUCAGUGAAGCCACACGAGGAACCUUCACGUGCACAGCCCAGGGCAUUUGGAAGAACGAACAGGAGGGAGAAAAAAUCCCACGGUGUUUGCCUGUUUGCGGGAAGCCGGUCCACCCCGUGCAACAGCAGCAACGCAUUGUUGGGGGCCAGAAGGCCAAACCGGGCAACUUCCCCUGGCAGGCGCUCACCUCCAUCCACGGACGGGGCGGCGGUGCCCUGCUGGGCGACCGCUGGAUCCUCACAGCCGCCCACACCCUAUUCCCCAAGGACCACAACUCGCAGCUCAAUACAUCUGUGGACGUGUUCCUGGGCCACACGAACGUGGAGGAGAUCAGGAAGAUGUCCAAUCACCCCAUCCGCAGGGUCAGCAUCCACCCAGAUUACCGUCAACACGAGUCCCACAAUUUCGAUGGGGACAUCGCCCUUCUAGAGUUGGAAAACAGUGUCACCCUGGGCCCCAACCUCCUGCCCAUCUGCCUCCCCGACAACGAGACCUUCUACGACAAGGGCCUCAUGGGCUAUGUCAGUGGCUUUGGGAUCAUGGAGGAAAGGAUUGCCUAUGACCUCAGGUUUGUCCGUCUGCCUGUGGCUAGGCGAGAGGCUUGUGAGCGUUGGCUCCGGGAGAAAAACAGGAACGAUGUGUUUUCUGAAAACAUGUUCUGUGCUGGGGACCCAACUCUCAAGCAGGAUGCCUGCCAGGGAGACAGCGGCGGGGUCUUUGCGGUGAGGGACCCGCACAGCGAUCGCUGGGUGGCCACGGGCAUCGUGUCCUGGGGCAUUGGGUGUAGCAGGGGGUAUGGCUUCUACACCAAGUUACUCAACUACGUGGACUGGAUCAAGAAGGAGAUGGGAGAGGAGGAGGAGGACUGAGCCCAGGAUGCCCCGGGGUCAGAAGCCAGAGUGAAGGGUGAAAAAAGCCACCUGAGCAGGUGUUGAUAACCACUAAGACAAUUAAAGCCAUGGAUGCAGA
Messenger RNA from Ochotona princeps (American pika), 2335 nucleotides. It is a transcript of the gene C1R, whose product is annotated as complement C1r. Gene Ontology annotation, cellular component: extracellular region; blood microparticle. The coding region runs from base 109 to 2235 and encodes 708 amino acids. The record is from RefSeq and is a predicted model, not a curated record. The transcript has 11 exons. Lineage: Eukaryota; Metazoa; Chordata; Mammalia; Lagomorpha; Ochotonidae. Gene Ontology annotation, molecular function: serine-type endopeptidase activity; calcium ion binding. Gene Ontology annotation, biological process: complement activation; zymogen activation.